CAGCGCUGAUUGGCGGAGGCGCUGAAUGGAUGUGUAUAGAAGGCAGUGUCACCAGCGCUGGGGGAAGCAGUGUUAGGAGGUGCUCAGUGAGCAGAGAAGCGUCUGCAGCGCCAGGUACUAUACUGUAUGUAGCUGCACUUGCUCAGCUGAAAACUUCUUGGACACAGGCAGCACCGCACACACACUGGGUUAAUAUGGACGGUGUCUUCCAGGAAUGGGGGGGAUACGUGGAAUAAUAUAAACUACUCAGAGAAGAAGCAGUGCUGAGCUUUAUGAGUCCAGAGAACAGCGAAGGAUGAGGACUGUGCUCAGCAAGUGGUAACAUGUAUUUAGGAGUCCUCUCUGCAGCCUCACUACAAUGGGCUAUGAACAGAGUUUCCCAAUAUUUUGGCCAGCAAAGUAGAACGUCAGCAAUUUCAAGAAUGAGGUGAUGGACGGGAUACGUUUGACUGGAGCUGCAAUGACAAAAAUUGCGGAACUUAAUGAUAUUUCACAGGAACUGGCAAGUUUAAUCUUAAGGGCACUGAUUUCCCAUCUUCCCAUGCCUACUGACUGUGAUGGAAGAACUUGAUAGUAAUGUGAGCGUACAUGAGGGAUUCGGUGUGGGGGAGAAGACAGUACUCAUCACCUUCAUCUCAGCAGUCAUUCUAAUGACCAUUCUGGGCAACCUUCUAGUGAUGGUGGCAGUAUGCCGGGAUAGACAGCUGAGGAAAAUUAAAACCAAUUACUUCAUCGUGUCACUUGCUUUUGCUGACUUGCUGGUAUCAGUACUGGUAAUGCCAUUUGGAGCCAUAGAGUUAGUACAAGACAAGUGGAUUUAUGGGGAGAUGUUUUGCUUGGUACGUACCUCACUCGAUGUUCUACUGACCACAGCUUCCAUCCUGCACCUAUGCUGUAUUUCAUUGGACAGAUACUACGCGAUCUGCUGCCAGCCUCUGGUUUACAGGAACAAGAUGACACCACUGCGAAUAGCAUUGAUGCUUGGAGGCUGUUGGAUUAUUCCAACAUUUAUAUCAUUCCUCCCAAUUAUGCAAGGAUGGAAUAGCAUUGGCAUUCUAGACUUGAUAGAAAAGAGAAAAUUCAGUAAAGAUUCCAAUUCAACAUACUGUAUCUUUAUGGUCAACAAGCCGUAUGCUAUAACAUGUUCAGUGGUAGCUUUUUACAUUCCUUUUUUCUUGAUGGUGCUUGCUUACUAUCGCAUUUACCUCACAGCUCGAGAACAUGCCAGACAAAUUGGAGUUUUACAACGGGCUGGAGCCCCAGUGGACCAUCGACAUCAGCAUCCUGAUCAACAUACCACACACAGAAUGAAGACAGAAACCAAAGCUGCUAAGACAUUGUGCAUUAUCAUGGGCUGUUUCUGCCUUUGUUGGGCCCCAUUUUUUAUCACCAAUGUGAUUGACCCUUUCAUAAACUACUCUGUACCAGGACAGCUGUGGACAGCAUUUCUCUGGUUAGGAUACAUAAAUUCAGGGUUGAACCCUUUCCUGUAUGCCUUUCUGAACAAGUCUUUCAGGCGUGCCUUCCUCAUUAUUUUGUGCUGUGGAGAUGAGAAGUAUCGAAGGCCUUCAAUAUUGGGACAAACCAUUCCAUGUUCAACCACAACUAUUAAUGGAUCCACACAUGUACUUAGGUACACAGUUCUAUAUAAUGGACACCACCAGGAGCAUGAGAAGCUUCCUAUCCACAAUGAUCCAGAGUCACAGGAAUCCUGUUUUUAGCAAACUCUCCACAUCCAGUCUCCUACAUGUCCAAACUGAAGCCAAGUGCUGGGCACAUACCCUCCUGCAGGCAACUAGCCAGAGCUUAAAGCUGAAUCAUAAGGUUAACGUAAUCAUAAUGUUACGUUGCUUCAGAUGGACUUCAGUGUUCUAUGCCUCUGACCACUCUUCCAGUGCUACUCUUAUCCAGACACUUCUCUGGACACACGUGGGUUAGACAAUCCACGUUUGCUAUUCGGAUUUUAGACUUCAGUGCUUACUGGUCCAUACCUGUAGUUUCAGAUUGCAAGGAUCACAAAGCAUUGCAGAGCAGGUGUGCCUGAACAUGUAUAUCAACCAAAGACUGGAUCAGCAUGGCAGAUUUUUGGUCUUCAGCUCAAGUGUGAAUAUAUGGGUGUAUGUAUGGACAUACUAUAUGCACACAUACACUCUUCCCAGUGCCUAUCUCUGAUGGAGAUAAUAUGACGGGCUGCAGGUCUUUGGGGAUCAUUAAGUAUAAUGCUGUGGAACCAGAAAGUGGGACUUUUAUAGCAGUGUAUUAUAUGAUGUUUCUGCAUGUACCUUUUUGUUCAAAGUAACAUAAUUCAUGUUAAAUUGGUCGGUAAGACAGUAUUCCUGUCAUUUAUGCUUGAGAUCGUUGGUGUUCAUUUGUUUUAAUUAAACAGACAAAAAAUA
Molecule: messenger RNA, 2396 nt
Organism: Pseudophryne corroboree (corroboree frog)
Lineage: Eukaryota; Metazoa; Chordata; Amphibia; Anura; Myobatrachidae
Gene: HTR4
Product: 5-hydroxytryptamine receptor 4
Exons: 8
Coding region: 558-1721 (387 amino acids)
Biological process (GO): chemical synaptic transmission; regulation of appetite; G protein-coupled receptor signaling pathway, coupled to cyclic nucleotide second messenger
Cellular component (GO): plasma membrane; dendrite
Molecular function (GO): neurotransmitter receptor activity; G protein-coupled serotonin receptor activity
Source: RefSeq, a predicted model, not a curated record